AUGAGCGAAAACGAUAAUAUCGAAAGCCCGGCGAUGGCUAAAAUCCCCUACUGGCGAUUGGUCGCCGACCAGGCUGGUAUCACACCAGCAGUCCAAAACUACAAGUACGAUGGUUCAGGUACAGAGGAGGACCCCUACAGGGUGAAAUGGAUCCCCAAUGAUCCCCGAAACCCCAUGGAGUUCAGUCAAGUCAAGAAGUGGUUCAUCACCAUGACUGUCGCUAUGACCACUCUCGCUGUCGCCCUUGUAUCAUCCGCCUACACUGGUGGCAUCCGACAGAUCAUCGUUGAGUUCAACAUUAGCCAAGAAGUCGCUACCCUCGGUGUUUCUCUGUUCGUCUUGGGUUUCGCAAUUGGUCCUCUUCUCUGGGCCCCUCUUAGCGAGAUGUUUGGUCGUCAAUACCUCUUCAUUGGUACCUAUGCCGCUCUUACUGCCUUCAACUCUGGCUGCGCUGGCGCCAACAAUGCCACCACUCUUAUUGUUCUGCGAUUUUUCGCUGGCGCUUUCGGUUCAUCGCCUCUUACCAACGCUGGUGGUACCAUUGCCGACAUGUUCCCCGCUUCCCAGCGUGGUCUCGCUAUGGCCAUCUUUGCUGCCGCUCCCUUCCUUGGCCCCGUCCUCGGUCCCAUCAUUGGAGGUUUCCUUGGUAUGAACGCUGGUUGGCGAUGGGUCAUGGGCUUCCUCGGUGCCUUCUCCGGUACUCUCUGGAUCAUUGGUACCCUGCUUGUUCCCGAGACUUAUGCCCCCGUCCUUCUCCGUCGCCGUGCCGCCAAGCUCUCCAAGAUGACUGGCAAAGUCUACGUUAGCCAGGUUGACCACGACCGUGGCAAGGUUACUCUCGGCGAAUCCUUCAAGACUGCCCUUUCGCGUCCCUGGAUCCUCCUCUUCCGAGAGCCUAUUGUGCUUCUCCUUUCCAUCUACAUGGCCAUUGUCUACGGAACUCUUUACAUGCUCUUCGGUGCCUUCCCCAUUGUUUACCAGCAGCAGCGUGGCUGGAACACCGGUGUCGGUGGCCUUGCUUUCCUUGGUAUCAUGAUUGGUAUGCUCGCAGCUAUCGGAUACACCAUCCCCAUGAACAAGCGCUACGUCAAGAUCGAGAAGGAGAACGGUGGCUUCGCCCCUCCUGAAGCUCGUCUCCCCUCAUGCCUCAUCGGCUCCAUCUGCCUGCCCAUCGGUCUCUUCUGGUUCGCCUGGACCAACGGCCCCUCCACUCACUGGCUCGUCAGCAUUGCUGCCGGUGUCCCCUUCGGCUUCGGCAUGGUUCUCGUCUUCCUCAGUGUCAUGAACUACCUCAUUGACGCCUACACCAUCUUCGCCGCCUCAGUUCUGGCUGCCAACUCAGUCCUCCGAUCUCUCUUCGGUGCUGCUUUCCCUCUCUUCACCAGCUACAUGUACAAGGAUCUCGGCAUUCACUGGGCUUCUUCUGUCCCCGCCUUCCUUGCCCUGGCCUGUGUUCCCUUCCCCUUCUUGUUCUACAAGUACGGUGCUUCCAUUCGUGAGAAGUGCAAGUUCGCUGCUCAAUCCGCUGCUUUCAUGCGCAAGCUACAGAACGACAACGCCCCCGCUUCCGAAGAAGAGAAGCGAGAGGAUGAUGUCCCUGAGGAGGAGACCUUUGACGAUGAUGCCUCCACCGAGGUUGACGAGCCCGCCUAUGCUCCCAUCACUGCAACAAGGACCCAUCAAUCCACACGAUCCCACGCCUCUCGGGCUUCUCGUGCCUCGCGGGCUUCAAUGGCGUCACGCCGCAAGUCGUACGAGGGUAACCCUUACGACAUUGACCGCGUCAACACAAGGCAAUCAUUCACAUAA
Molecule: messenger RNA, 1809 nt
Organism: Fusarium pseudograminearum CS3096
Lineage: Eukaryota; Fungi; Ascomycota; Sordariomycetes; Hypocreales; Nectriaceae
Exons: 1
Coding region: 1-1809 (602 amino acids)
Biological process (GO): transmembrane transport
Molecular function (GO): transmembrane transporter activity
Source: RefSeq, a predicted model, not a curated record